GCCCAGCCGCGGCGCAGGUCCGGCGCGGGCGGCGCGCGCUGACGGAGGGCGGCGGCUGCGGCCAGGGCGGCCCGUGGGACCGAGGGCCCCCGGCGCCGCGCCGCGCGGCUCCCGGCCCUGCCGGCCUGCUCGCUCGGCGCCGCGGCCAUGGCGGCCAGCGCGAAGCGGAAGCAGGAGGAGAAGCACCUGAAGAUGCUGCGGGACAUGACCGGCCUCCCGCACAACCGAAAGUGCUUCGACUGCGACCAGCGCGGCCCCACCUACGUGAACAUGACGGUCGGCUCCUUCGUCUGCACGUCCUGCUCCGGCUGCCUGCGAGGUUUAAAUCCACCACACAGGGUGAAAUCUAUCUCCAUGACAACAUUCACACAACAGGAAAUUGAAUUCCUGCAAAAGCAUGGAAAUGAAGUCUGUAAACAGAUUUGGCUAGGAUUAUUUGAUGAUAGAUCUUCAGCAAUUCCAGACUUCAGGGAUCCACAAAAAGUGAAAGAGUUCCUACAAGAAAAAUAUGAAAAGAAAAGAUGGUAUGUCCCACCAGAACAAGCCAAAGUGGUGGCAUCAGUUCAUGCAUCUAUUUCAGGGUCCUCUGCUAGUAGCGCUAACAGCACCCCUGAGGUCAAACCACUGAAAUCUCUUCUAGGAGAUUCAGCACCAGCCCUGCACUUGAACAAGGGCACGCCUAGUCAGUCCCCUGUUGUAGGUCGCUCUCAAGGGCAGCAGCAGGACAAGAAGCAGUUUGACCUUUUAAGUGAUCUUGGCUCAGACAUCUUUGCUGCUCCAGCACCUCAGUCAACAGCUACAGCCAAUUUUGCUAACUUUGCACAUUUCAACAGUCAUGCAACUCAGAAUUCUGCAAAUGCAGAUUUUGCAAACUUUGAUGCAUUUGGACAGUCUAGUGGUUCGAGUAAUUUUGGAGGUUUCCCCACAGCAAGUCACUCUCCUUUUCAGCCCCAAACUACAGGUGGAAGUGCUGGAUCAGUAAAUGCUAAUUUCGCUCAUUUUGAUAACUUCCCCAAAUCCUCCAGUGCUGAUUUUGGAACCUUCAGUACUUCCCAGAGUCACCAAACAGCAUCAGCUGUUAGUAAAGUUUCAACAAACAAAGCUGGUCUACAGACUACAGACAAAUAUGCAGCACUUGCUAAUUUAGACAAUAUCUUCAGUGCUGGGCAAGGUGGUGAUCAGGGGAGUGGCUUUGGAACCACAGGUAAAGCUCCUGUUGGUUCUGUGGUUUCAGUUCCCAGUCAGUCAAGUGCAUCUUCAGACAAGUACGCAGCCCUGGCAGAACUAGACAGUGUUUUCAGCUCUGCAGCCACCUCUAGUAACGCGUACACUUCCACAGGCAGUGCCGGCAGCAGUGUUUUUGGAACAGUGCCAGUGGGUGCUCCCACCCAGACACAGCCUGCUUCUUCAAAUGUGCCUGCUCCAUUUGGAGCUACGCCUUCAACGAAUCCAUUCGUUGCUGCUGCUGGUCCUUCGGUGGCAUCUUCUACAAAUCCAUUUCAGACCAAUGCCAGAGGAGCAACAGGCCUUUCUGGAGCAAUGCAUUCUCAAGUGUUUCCUCACGCUCAUUUUGCGGCCACCUUUGGCACUGCCUCCAUGAGCAUGCCCGCGGGCUUCGGCACUCCUGCCCCCUACAGUCUCCCCACCAGCUUCAGCGGCAGCUUCCAGCAGCCUGCCUUCCCCGCCCAAGCCGCUUUCCCUCAGCAGACAGCUUUUUCUCCACAGCCCAAUGGUGCAGGUUUUGCAGCAUUUGGACAAACAAAGCCAGUGGUCACCCCUUUUGGUCAAGUUGCAGCUGCUGGAGUGUCUAGUAAUCCUUUUAUGACUGGUGCACCGACAGGACAAUUUCCAACAGGAAGCUCAUCAACCAACCCUUUCUUAUAGCCUUAUAUAGACACUUUACUAGAUUGAACUUUUGCGUGGUCACAUUACAUCUCUCCGCCUCUUGCACUCUUGUCUUGUUUCACUGAUCUUAGCUUUAAACACAAGAGAAGUCUUUAAAAAGCCUGCAUUGUGUAUUAAAUACCAGGUAAUAUGUGCAAAACAGAGGGCUCCAGUAACAACUGUUAACCUGUGAAUUGGCAGGAAAAGUUAGCGGUAUCAUGUAUAUUAAAAAUUGGCUAAUAUUAAGUUAUUGCAGAUACCACAUUCAUUAUGCUGCAGUACUGUACAUAUUUUUCUUAGAAAUUAGCUAUUUGUGAAUAUCAGUAUUUGUAACUUUAACACAUUGUUAUGUGAGAAAUGUUACUGGGGAAAUAGAUCAGCCACUUUUAAGGUGCUGUCAUGUUUCUUGGAAUGAAUGACCUAAAAUCAUUUUAACCAUUGCUACUGGAAAGUUACAAAGUCAAAAUUGGAAGGUUUUAUUCAGUCUUGAAUUUUUCCUUUCUAAAGAGCUCUGCCAUUUAUACAUACCCAAAUUCUUUAAAAAUGUAGAGGGAUACCUGUCUACAUAAUAAAGCUCAUCAUGUUUUGCUACAGUUUGCAGGUGAAAAAAAUAAAUAUUAGAAAAUAUGCUAUUGUUUUUGUGUUCUUGCUGCAAUGCCUUUACCAAAGUGGCCUUAAGUAUGAGUAGUGAAUUGAGAACAUCUUGAAUUCUUAAAUUACAAUUUCAGAAGACUUCUAGUGACUAACUUUUAUGUCUAAAAGAGAAAAUUUUAUAAAAAGGCCAUGUAGAAAAUUCAUGAAAACUACUAUGACUGCUGUAAUUCAGGAAUAUGUCAGUGGUAAAGCAUUUAAAUAUAGCUUGUCAGAUUCACCAUAAUCCUUCUAAUUUCUCUGCAACUUAUUAAUUUUGUGAAAAUGUGUAUAUAUAAAGAAUUUGCAUGUAUGUGUAUUCACAAAUUUUUUUUAAGUAUCUUGAAUUCUCAGACUGCAGAAGGCCUAUUUUAACUAUGAUUUAAAAAAAAAUACUGUCUUUGAAUGUACUGGAAGCAGACAUGCAGUAACUGUGACAUAAUUGCACCUCAGUUUUUUUUUUUCCUUUGGAUGAACUGGUAUUAUUAAUAGGACAUUUAUUUAUGUUCAUUUCUGGGGGAAAGAAACUGGAACCCAGUGUUACCUUAAAGUUAUAGAAUACUUUGUUUAAAAAGGCAACAAUUCUAAUGUGUAGUUAUAUCUUUUUGUUAAUAUGCAAGUGAACUUGUUUAAAUAUUUAUAUGUAGUGAUGCCUCAUUCAUCCAGACAUAAUCUGGUAGUCUCAUCAAAAGAGAACACAACUGGGAAACUUGGUAUAAUACUUUUUUGAAAAAUGCCUUUAAGCAACCCACGUAAGUCACAAAGUCUAUAUGUUAGAGCUCAUGCAUAUGUUUUUAUGUGAAAUUCUGAUUAUUUGGUUUUCUAGCCCAUAGCACAUUAACAGUUCAGAAGUGAUGGCUUGAAAGGAAGGCAAUAGAAAAAGCUAUGAAGAGCAUACAUGGUUGAAGACCCUUUAAUGUAGGGACAGCCAUCCUAGCCUAGCAGACAGCACUGUAUCAUACCAUCUUCUGAUAAUUGGCUAUUACUGUGACUCUGUGUCAUCCAGAAAAGGUAAAAUUACAUAUACAAAUAUGUAAUACAUGUUUGAAAACUUUAAUCUUACUUGAUGAAGAUAAAUGAUAUAAAAAUGAUUUUUAAAUGUUUUUGAAAGCUUUGGCAUUAAAUGAGAUGAACGUCAGUUUCCUCAAAUGUUUUACUCAUGUUGAGUUCCUUUUCUGGUGGUGACUAAGAGUUAUCCUACUAUAUUAAAGUCUGUGUCAUAUUUUA
Manis pentadactyla (Chinese pangolin) is the source of this 3741-nucleotide messenger RNA. It is a transcript of the gene AGFG1, whose product is annotated as ArfGAP with FG repeats 1. Gene Ontology annotation, cellular component: cytoplasmic vesicle. Bases 148 to 1884 code for a protein of 578 amino acids. The record is from RefSeq and is a predicted model, not a curated record. The transcript is spliced from 14 exons. Gene Ontology annotation, molecular function: GTPase activator activity. NCBI's taxonomy places the organism in Eukaryota, Metazoa, Chordata, Mammalia, Pholidota, Manidae.